Molecule: messenger RNA, 822 nt
Organism: Chara braunii
Lineage: Eukaryota; Viridiplantae; Streptophyta; Charophyceae; Charales; Characeae
Source: the annotation of a GenBank genome assembly
CAUAGCUUUGGGAAAAGAGCAAGAGACACACUAGACACGUACAAGUCAGCGGGCGACAAGAGCGAUAUCUGCAAGGUAGAUUGCAAGAGUGAUAUGAUGGCGUCUGCAGGAGCUCCAGGAGGAAACCCCCCAAGUAUCUACUUCAACUGCGGGCAACAGGGACACUUCGCACGUGAAUGUCCCAUCGGGAAAGGGGCCUUCAGGAACAAUUCAAGACAUUGGCAGUCGAGACAGGAUAAGGAGAGGGAGAAAGAGGAAGACUUCAAGCGAAUCAAAGAAUGGACGAACAAUCAGAUGAGGAAGGAGCAAGAGCAGGAAGAAAUGAAGAGAGCGGAAGAGGAAAUGCAUAAACACGAAACCGAGCGGAGGAAGGUGCAGUUGGAACUGGAGCAAAGAGAAGAGAGGAUGAGACGAAUGGUUGCAGAUGUGGAGAGGAGAUGUGUACAAGAGACAAAACGUGUGAAGCAGUUAGCAGAAGAAGUCGAGCUAAGAACUACAGUGGCAGUGGCGAGAGAUCUGCGUGCAUUCAAGGCAGAGAUAAGAACGGACAUCAGGCUUACUCUGGCUACGAACACAAAGACCCUGAAGAGGGAUACGGGAAGCUCGAAGAAGAUUUCAAUGCCUAUCUGCUGGAUGAAGAGGGGCUGACUGAAGUUGGAAAGAAGCUACCACACAGAAAGACCAGGGGAAAUAGAUCGGCCCGAACAUACGGUGAUUCUGAUGGGUUUGAAGAAGAAGCAAGAAUACAGACAAGGGAGGAGUACGAAUCGUCCGUGAGGAGAAAAGUGUCUAUGCCAGUACAAAUGAAUGGCACAGGGAGAG